Messenger RNA from Echinostoma caproni, 3384 nucleotides. The record is from the annotation of a GenBank genome assembly. NCBI's taxonomy places the organism in Eukaryota, Metazoa, Platyhelminthes, Trematoda, Plagiorchiida, Echinostomatidae.
AUGGACAGAUUGAGUCAAAGUGAAUUUGCCAUAUCACCGAGAAGUGAAGAUGAAAUUUCACAUCUGGAUCAUAACAUUCUACACGGGCAUCAAUUGAUGGAACUAUUCGAAGAACCGCAUCAGUCAUGGUUCUCGGUGAUUCAGCGAUUCGGGACCAGUCUGUACAGAGUGUCCGAUGUGAUUCAAUUCCAUUCGACCCGAUUGACUAACUAUCACGAUGAGGUGAUGCUCAGUCGUACCAAAGCUCGAUUCCGUCUGGUGCUCAAAUACAUCUUCUAUCUGACUCUGGUCUUUUUCUACGAGGCUGCCGUACGCGAUCCGAAUACUCACUUGAUCACUCUCACCCGCGUGAUCGCAAUGUACGGGCCCAUUCUAUUGGCUUAUUUGAUCACAAUGAAAAAUCCCACUCAUCAGACGUAUGUGCGUUGUUCUUUCCUACUCUGUCUCAGUUUGGCCGUGGUCACCUUCUGGUUUCGUGGAGUGAUCACUCGUCAAGAUCACGGUCUGUACUCGGCCGGGAUUGUGCUAAUUAUUGGCAUGUUUGCUUUGCUUCCACUUCGAGUGGCCUUGUGUGUUUGUAUCUCGGCCAUGUUCGUGAUUACCGCGGCCGGUUUGGAAGUGUUUCAUGCAUCGAAACGGUUUGAAAAUCCAGUCCCAAAUGCUACACUGAAUUGGGUUCAUUACGAUCUGUUCCGGAGACUGCGUAUCAGCAACCGGACAUACACCUUGACCAGGACACAUCAGGUGGUCUAUACACAAAUCAUGUCCUGGAUUCCGGUCGGGGUGAUUGGUUUGUAUUUACGAUUUUGGAAUAUGAUUCGUUGUCGGAUGGCUUUUCUCAAACUGGGCAAAAGUGUUCAGGCCAGGCGUGAAUGUGAUACAGCUUUGCAAGGUCAGGUUCGUUGGAUUGAAGCAAUUAUGCCUUCUGUGAUCCGGGAGGAGUAUCAAGCAUUGAGACAGAAAAAUUUGCACCAAAAUACCGGAAUGUGGAUUUUCAACAAAACAUUUGACAAUGUCAGUAUCCUGUUUGCCGAUAUUGUCGGAUUUACCCGGAUGAGUUCGAACAAAACGGCACAUUGUGUGGUGACCAUGUUGAAUAAUUUAUUUAAUCGAUUUGACGAACUAUGCGAAACGACAAAAUGUGAAAAGAUUGGCACUUUGGGUGAUUGUUAUUAUUGUGUUUCCGGAUGUCCUGUGCCACGACAAAAUCAUGCAAUUUGUUGUAUCGAAAUGGGUCUGGGAAUGUGUCGGGUGAUUAAAGUGUUUAAUUGUGAUUUUCACGAAUCUGUCGGGAUGCGUAUCGGGGUGCAUACAGGUCGAGUGAAUGCGGCCAUUAUUGGUUCGCAACGAUUUCGUUUCGAUGUCUACUCGUACGAUGUGAUUAUCGCAUCCGCGUUGGAAAGUACCGGUCGUGCCGGUCGUGUUCACAUCUCCGAGACAACAUUUGAACAAGUGAAAACUAUCUACAAUUUCUCUAUCGGUGAACCGUUAGCCGUGAAAAAAGAAGAAGUAUGCGGUAUCGCUGGUAUGGCUUUAGUGACUACUUAUAUCAAUACGUACUAUGUAGAUCCGCGUUCUUCCCAGUUCCGACGAAAACACGAACGAUUUGGUACAGCCCAACUGGGAUUACGCUCAUUCAUUGAUCAACGAUCCACCAUGCGCGUUUCGUCAUUUCGAUCGUCCCAUCGAAUCGCACCGAUCGAGAACUUUUUUCAUCACCCCGAAUCGGAGGAGAUCGCGGAACCGGACUAUGUGGCCGCGGCGCGCGGAUCCUGGAUACGUGCGGAUCAACCGGAGACCAGCGAUCCGCAACAAGUUAUGCGACAAUUUGAUCGGGAUAUUUCAUUGGUACACAAUUUACAAAACGAUCCAGCUCAACAGUAUCGACUGUUCAGUCACCUGCCAGUCUAUCCGGUGUUGUUGUCGUUCUUUGAUCGGGAAACCGAGUGGCACUAUCAUUCACAGUUGCUCGACUCAUCUCGUCGCACGUAUUUGGAUUCGCAAAAAGUGGCCCCCAUUUGUGAUGUGAUUGUGUGUUUCGUGAUCACCUUAUGCGUUCUGAUCAAUUGUAUCAAUUUACAACGAGACUAUCAAGUACUACCCAUCACAUUCUAUGUGAUUAGCCUAGUCACCCUGAUUGUCUGUUCGAUUGCCAGUUCAUGUCUGCUAUUCAUAUCGAGCACUUACGAAGACAAUCUGGAUUCGGUCAAACUUCGUCAAACAUAUCGGAUUUUAAUUCGUCCGCUUGUACGGGAAUUGUGCGUUGCCAGUAUUACCCUAACACCUACGGUGAUUUUGUCCCUGUUCAGUGGUCUGUGCGGAUCGACCGCGAUCCUGGUCGGCAAGCGUCGUCUAUUGUCCGCAUUGUGUUUUCACAGUCUCCUAAUUCACACGGUCCCCUUAUCCUCAGCCUCGUGGGCACGGAAUUUGUGCGUGUUGUGCACAUUUUGCCUCAUCACACACGCGUCCAAAUGUAUGGACAAAUUGGAGUCGGACGAGGAAAAGUGUCUCAGUCUGACAUUCUUUAUCAACGGGAUAGCCUAUGGGAAAUUCUGUCUUGUAUUCAAUGUGGAACUGUGGCUAUGCACUGCCUUAGUCAUAUUUGUCAGUCGUGAGAAUGAACGAAAUUGUCGACUGUGUUUUUACGUGUCCCGUGAGGCUGAGAUCGCGGUGGACGAAGCGGAACAGGCGAUGAACGAGGCCCGCGAUCUGUUAUACAACAUUAUUCCCAAAUAUGUGCAUGAUCAUUUGAAAGUGUACGGAGCUGAACGGGGAUUCAGUUACGCUGUGGCCAUACCUCAUGCGGGGGUCGCAUUUGCGACAAUUUCGAAUUUUUUCUCUAAAUACUAUCGUGAAGAUUAUAAGGGGGGUGAAAAUGCGCUCAAAUUGUUAAAUAGUAUUGUGUGCAUGUUUGAUGAACUACUAGACCGACCGGAUAUGAAAGAUGUGGAAAAAGUGAAAACAAUCAAUGAUUGUUAUAUGGUCGCGGCCGGACUCAAUCGGGAAGAGGUAAGACGGAAUCGAUCCAAUCAGAUACAUCUGUGUGCUCUGAUGAACUAUUGUCAUCUGAUGAUUGAUUCGUUGGAUGAGUUCAAUAAUAUGUACAUUAUUGGAACCGAUCAGUUCGAGAUCAAAAUUGGUUACAAUGUGGGACCAUUGAUUGCCGGGGUGAUUGGGACCACCAAACCGAUGUACGAUAUUUGGGGGAACACGGUGAAUGUGGCCAGUCGGAUGUAUUCGACCGGACUGGUCGGACAGAUACAAGUCCCGCAGGCUGUGGCCGAGGAAUUGGCCGAACAUUUUCGGUUUGAGUAUCGGGAUGAGAUUUUUGUGAAGGGUAAAGGAAAUAUGCGAACAUAUUUGUGCUAUAGAAAAUCUGGGUAG